This is a messenger RNA of Aspergillus alliaceus, 1149 nucleotides long. RefSeq lists its product as uncharacterized. The record is from RefSeq and is a predicted model, not a curated record. The transcript has 4 exons. NCBI's taxonomy places the organism in Eukaryota, Fungi, Ascomycota, Eurotiomycetes, Eurotiales, Aspergillaceae. The coding region runs from base 1 to 1149 and encodes 382 amino acids.
AUGAUUAAUUACUUUAGGUUGACCCAGUCGCUAAACCGGCCCUUCAUACAGAUUAUUGCUUUAACUGUGAUAAUCUACCUUCUCGUCUGGUCGCUUCCAAAUCCGCAGUAUGCAGCAAGAGGUCCGCGUUCAUCGACACCUAUUCAUAAUCGUGUGGAUGCAGUACACAAUGAGACUCUUGGAUUCGAGAGGGUCUUCGUCGUCAAUUUGCCUAGCAGGCCGGACAAACGCGAUUAUAUCACCCUAGCUUCAUCGGUCGUAGGCUUUCGCCCAGAGCCUAUAGAUGGGGUAAACCCUGACAAUAUUGACGUCAAAGCUCAUCCAGUAAAUUGGGACCCAAACUACCUACCUAGUGAGUUCGGGACAUGGCGGGCACAUAUGAAUGUGAUCCAAAGAAUCGUGAGAGAUAGGGUCGCUACCGCAUUCAUCUUGGAAGACGACGCGGAUUGGGACGUCAACCUUAAAAAGCAACUCCAAGGGUUUGCUUCUGCUUCCCAGAGUCUGCAGAGUCUUCAGAUUGGGAAUAUAGCGGCACAAUCACCAUAUGGUAAUGAUUGGGACCUUCUUUGGAUCGGUCACUGUGGGAUCAGGUGUAGACCAGGGCCGGUUCACGUUUCGACAGGCGAUGCUACGGUCGUACCUCUUCCUCAGCUACCAUCCUAUUGGCGGGAUCCACCUCUGGGGGCUGCCAAUAAUACGCGCUUGGUAUGUAGGGCUGAAGAAGGAGUAUGUGCUCUUGGAUAUGCAGUGACGUAUCUGGGGGCACAGGAAAUUCUCUCAAGCCUGUCCCUGACACCGGAGGGUGUAGGUGCACAAUACGACGUGGCAAUCAGUCGGUAUUGUCAAAAUGGCUGGCUAAAGUGCAUCGCCCCCUUCCCGUCAAUGAUAGGGAUGUGGCGUCCGGCUGGCCCAAAGUCCAGGGGAUCGGAUAUUCACAGCGAAGAUGGUUGGGUAGAGGAAGCAACACCUAUCGGCUCGGUUUACAGUACGAUGUAUAAUGUUCGCCGUCUGCUGACUGGAAAGUUGACGGUCUAUGCAGUGACGGACAAUGAUGCAGUCGCUCGUGAAAUAGACCCUGCCCAGCUUGAGUUACCAGAAGGGCGGCUACAGGUUAUUAACGCUACCGGAUUAUACGACAUUACUUUCUAA